Messenger RNA from Asterias rubens (European starfish), 2061 nucleotides. RefSeq lists its product as uncharacterized. The coding region runs from base 267 to 1793 and encodes 508 amino acids. Gene Ontology annotation, molecular function: alpha-(1->3)-fucosyltransferase activity. Lineage: Eukaryota; Metazoa; Echinodermata; Asteroidea; Forcipulatida; Asteriidae. Gene Ontology annotation, cellular component: membrane. The record is from RefSeq and is a predicted model, not a curated record. The transcript has 3 exons.
CACGGUCCUUAAUUGCUCUAUGGUCCUCACAAAUUCAGGAAUGGCGGAGACGACUCGACCACUCGUCGACACGCCCAACCAGGAAUUAAUCUUAACUCAUGAACACAUGGCUGGUGUAAUGACUUCAAUUGUCAACUUAGCUUUUCCAGCACCUUCUUAGUCAACAGACACAUGCACCUAUUAAUUAAUCAUUUAACGUCAACAAUCGUCAUUGCCUUCAGCAACCCAAGCGCUUUACAAGUAUUUGACAAACCAUCUGGGCAACCAUGAUGCCUAUGCGUCUGAGCCAGUUCAAGCUGUAUGAGUGCCUACUGCUGUUUACUGUAGUCAUUGGCUUGAUACAAAUUACGUUCAUACUAGAGCCAGAAUGCACAAAGGCAUUCGACAUUCGGCAAUAUGAAAGCUCACACGAUCAAACAGAUCAUCCCGCCCCCACACAUGAGAACAUUCAGUUAAAACAAAAUCCUGGAGAUAUAAAUCUUAUUUCGGCGAAAAAUGUACAACCGAUAGAAACACUAAAGUCUAAGUCAAGUGACUCAGGAAUAAAACGCAUGACCAACCAAAUGGCAAACAGUAGCGACAUUAGCAAGGACAGUAAUGUAGUCAAAAAGCCCUCUCCAACAAAAAGGAAACGUAGCUUGAAGAAACCACUCCAAAACAAAAAUGAUACUGCCUUCCAAAGCAGAGUUUUAAAGCCGGCAAAGUGCCAGAACAGAACUAUACUCGUCUACGGUGGAAUUAAAGUGAUUCGGCAAUGGAGAGAACUUAACCAGCUUGUUAGCGCCCUCAAACCUCUAGACGAUGGUGAUUGGUCAACGGUAGCAUCAUGUGACUCCUGCACUGUCCAAUUAAUUCUCAGUAACAGACCAGGUAGUAUUAAAGGUAAAGACGCAGUGGUGUUCGGUAUGUCGCCGUUUUCGCUGAAGGUCAAAAUGUCGCUGUUUCGAACCUUUGCGUUUGAUCCUCGCCAGCUAUUAGUUUUCUACGGCGCUGAGACACCCCUGCGCAUGCGUAAGUGGAUACCUGACGUAGGUUUAACUCCAAACCACGUGGUGUGGUCUUAUUCGAAAACAGCCGAUAUCCACAUACCGUAUGGUGUCUAUAAAACUGGUACCCCGCUGGACUCUAAGCACAAAAAAGCAUCUGAUAGGAUCCAUGGUAAGCAGAAGCUGAUUGCGUGGAUGGGUAGUAACUGCGUCAAGGAGGUGUUUUGGCCUCGCAUGGAUUUCGUUUUGAAGUUACAGUCUUAUAUACAGGUAGACAUUUACGGGAGAUGUGGUAACCUGACGUGUCUUCCGAGACUCUCCGACGAGUGCAAGAAUCUCAUGGGGCAAUACAAGUUUUACCUCUCGCUCGAAAAUGCCGAAUGUGACGACUACGUCACUGAGAAGUUUUGGGAGACUGCCUUGAUGCACGGAGCGGUACCGGUAGUCUACGGGGCACCGAAAGAGUUCUACACGCAAAACGCACCUCCAAAUUCCUUCAUCUAUGCAGGUGAUUUCAAGACACCCAAAGAACUAGCGACCUUUCUGACUCGCCUGGACAGAAACCCCCAACAGUACGCUAUGUAUUUUAAGUGGCGCUACCGAGGCACCGUAGUUCAGAAUUACCCAGAUUUGAAACUCUCUCAUUUUUGUGGCCUUGUACCAAGUAUAGAUAAAGCAUCUAAGAUGCAGAUGAAAAAAAGACCGUUGUCGGAUACACCUUGGUUUAACUCUUGUCGUAACAUGAGGAAAGGUGGUGGUGCUUUCUUACCUACUGAUGUUAAUGUCACUAGCUGGGUUCCAUGGUAAAGAGUUUUUUUUUUUUAAUAGACAUUGUGUUAAACUGUGGCGGGAAAUUAAUGGGAGCAGGAUUAUACUCAUUCCCAAGUUAAGCUAUCGUUAACAAACAAAAAAUAAAUAAUUAGUAUCCCCUAAUUAAUUAUUGUUUUGUUUGUUUAUCUGGACUUUUGAGGUUCAAAGUUAAGGAAAGUGUACAUUGUGUUCCGUUCAAUUGUCUUGAAGGCAGUGGUAAUUACUCAAAAUAAUUAUAAGCAUAACAACUUUCUUGGUAACGAGU